Molecule: messenger RNA, 1373 nt
Organism: Carica papaya (papaya)
Lineage: Eukaryota; Viridiplantae; Streptophyta; Magnoliopsida; Brassicales; Caricaceae
Product: ethylene-responsive transcription factor 5-like
Biological process (GO): regulation of DNA-templated transcription; ethylene-activated signaling pathway
Molecular function (GO): DNA-binding transcription factor activity; DNA binding
Source: RefSeq, a predicted model, not a curated record
CUCAUCCUCUUCGCAUUUUCAAACCUGAGCUUUUCUUCUUCUUCUUCUUCCAAAUAACUUCCACUUUUGGUUAUGGCUACACCAAAUGAAGUGAUGACACUUGAGUCUAUUGAGAAGCAUCUCUUUGGCGAAAAUUCUCCUGUCGGAAGUUGCUUUAAUUCUCUUUUGAGUUUUGCAGCAACUCCAUGGAUGAGUGAAGCGAAGCCUGGAGUUUCAGUUUCGAGCUCUGCCUAUUCACAAACUUCCAGCUCCGGAUCUUCCUUGACGGCGGCUUCUAAAUUCCAGUGCUUAGAUGAAACCGCUGAUUUCUUCCACUUGCCCCAAAAUCUUGCUGAAAGUGGAAGCGAUCUCUUCGAGUUUGAAUCUAAGCCUCAAAUAAUCGAUCUAACAACCCCGAAAGCCACCAAUUCUAACGAACAACUCCUGGAAUUUGAGUUCCAACCUUGUGUAUCGAACAAUUCUUUUGAUUUCGAGCCAACGCCUCAAAUUCCUUCGAGUUUGAGCUCUCAAUCGAGCGAGCAGUUCUUCGAAUUUGAUUCCAAACCUCAAAUCCCCUCUCAAUCGAACAAUUUCUUCGAUUUCCAGGGGAUAACUGAGACUCCUUCAAGUUCAAGCCCUCAAUGGAACCGAAAGCCCUCACUGAAAAUCUCAUUGCCAAACAAAGUUGAGUGGAUCCAGUUCACAAACCCGAUUCCGGAACAGGAUCAAGCCCGGGAAGCGCGGAGGAGGUCGAGUAUUGAACAAAAAAGACAUUACAGAGGUGUCCGGCAGAGGCCUUGGGGCAAGUUCGCGGCGGAGAUACGAGACCCGAACAAGAGAGGAACUCGGAUUUGGCUCGGGACCUUCGACACGGCCAUUGAAGCCGCCAAAGCCUACGACCGAGCCGCGUUCAAGCUGCGCGGCUCGAAGGCAAUCCUCAACUUCCCGCUCGAAGCAGGGAGAUGUGAUGAAGGCGGGGAGAACAAACGGCCAAGGGAGGAGGACGGCGAGGAGAGAGCAGCUAAGAAGGUGGCAAAGACGGGGAAUGACGUCAUCAGGGGAAGGGAUGAGGAUGGGCCGCUGACGCCGUCAAAAUGGAUGGAAGUUUGGGAUGGUGACGUAAAAGGGUUAUUUAACGUACCUCUGUUGUCGCCGUUAUCGCCCCACCCGCCGUUAGGAUUUCCACAGUUGAUGGUUGUAUGAUGAAUUCGAAUUUGUUAUUGUUAUUUUUUUUUUUUGACUUUUCUUGACGUCAGACUGCCCGAAAAAGCGGAUGACGUGGAAUUUCCUUUUUCUUUUUUUUUUUUUUCCGGAGAGAAGAUGUGGAAUUUCUUAGAUUGUGAUUUGUGCAUAUUUUUUUUUAUAAAUUGAGAAAAUUAUUGCUGAUUUAUUUA